Molecule: messenger RNA, 2326 nt
Organism: Engraulis encrasicolus (European anchovy)
Lineage: Eukaryota; Metazoa; Chordata; Actinopteri; Clupeiformes; Engraulidae
Gene: alox5a
Product: arachidonate 5-lipoxygenase a
Exons: 14
Coding region: 138-2162 (674 amino acids)
Biological process (GO): arachidonate metabolic process; hepoxilin biosynthetic process; lipoxygenase pathway
Cellular component (GO): nuclear envelope
Molecular function (GO): iron ion binding; arachidonate 5-lipoxygenase activity; protein binding
Source: RefSeq, a predicted model, not a curated record
AGCGGAAAAAAACUCCUCGACAGGGGGAAGUCUACCAGCAGUGUCCUGAGCUGACUAAAGAGAGGAGGCUAGAAAAAAAGACUUUCUCGACCGUCAGGACAGUUUCUGACUUGUUGGUCUCAUCUUGCCUAAGAAGGAUGCCUCAUCAUUACACAGUGACUGUUGCUACUGGCAGCCAGUGGUUUGCCGGUACCGAUGACUACAUCUACAUCACCCUGGUGGGGACUGAGAGGUGCAGUGAGAGGACCCUGCUGGACAAACCUCUCUACAAUGACUUCGAAAGGGGGGCGGUGGACUCUUAUGAUGUGUCUGUGGAAGAGAGCCUCGGUGAUAUUGAACUGGUCAAAAUCGAGAAGAAGAAAUACUGGUUCCAAGACGACUGGUAUUGCAGAUAUAUCUCGGUGAAGACGCCGACUGGGGAUCACGUCGAGUUCCCUUGCUAUCGAUGGCUAGUGGGAGAUAAGGAAGUGGUGCUGAGGGAUGGCACUGCCCGUUUGCCACAGUAUGAGCAGACCCGGACAGCAAAGACCCAUCGGCGCAAAGAACUGGAGACAAGACAGAAGAUUUACAGAUGGAAAGAGUGGCAUCCUGGUUUUCCUAUGAGCAUCGAUGCCAAUGCCUACAAAAACCUGCCUCGAGACAUCCAGUUCGACAGUGAGAAGGGCGUGGACUUCGUGUUGAACUACAGCAAAGCAAUUGAGAACCUCUACGUGAACCAGUUCAUGCACAUGUUCCAGUCCUCUUGGAAUGAUCUGUCAGACUUUGAGCAAAUAUUCAUGAGGAUCAAGAAUACCAUCUCAGAGUAUGUCAUGCAACACUGGAAGGAGGACUUCAUGUUUGGCUACCAGUUCCUGAACGGAUGCAAUCCAGUCAUCAUCCAGAAAUGCAGCAAGAUACCAGAUAAAUUCCGUGUGACGCACGACAUGGUGAAGGACUGUCUGGAGCGAAACUUGACCCUUGAGGAGGAAGUUCAAGCUGGAAACAUUUACAUUGCAGACUAUGAAUUAAUGGAGGAGGUCACCGCAAACAACACAGACCCUUGCACUCUCCAGUAUCUGGCUGCUCCAGUUUGCCUGUUGUACAGGAACAAAGCCAGUAAAAUAAUGCCACUGGCCAUUCAGCUGGCCCAAUCUCCUGCUGAGGACAACCCCAUAUUCCUGCCCAGCGACGAUGAGUACGACUGGCUCCUGGCCAAGAUAUGGGUGCGCUCCUCGGAUUUCCACAUCCACCAAACGGUCACCCACCUUCUGCGUACCCACCUCAUCUCCGAGGUCUUUGGCAUCGCCAUGUUUCGCCAGCUUGCUGCGGUCCAUCCAGUCUACAAGCUGCUGAUUCCACACGUCCGCUUCACCAUUGCCAUCAACACCAAGGCCAGAGAGCAGCUGAUCUGUGAAUGUGGCCUUUUUGACAAGGCCAACGGGACUGGAGGAGGGGGCCAUGUGGAGCUGGUGCAGAGAGCCAUGAAGACCUUCACCUACAAAUCCCUCCUCUUCCCAGAGGCCAUCAAGGCCAGAGGGAUGGAUGGCAAAGACAUCCCCACCUACUUCUACAGGGACGAUGGCACCAGGGUCUGGGAGAUGGUCAAAAGUUUUGUGGCAGAGGUGGUCGACAUAUACUACAAAAGUGAUGAAACUAUCCAGAAAGAUGAGGAACUUCAAGCGUUUGUGAAAGAUGUCUGCAGCUUCGGAAUGCAAGAUUUCGAUUACUGCGAGUUUCCAAAAACCAUGGCAACCAAAGAGCAAUUGGUAGAGUAUCUGACGGUGGUGAUCUUCACAGCGUCUGCACACCAUGCUGCAGUCAACUUUGGCCAGUAUGACUGGUGCUCCUGGAUCCCCAAUGCUCCAUCCACCAUGAGGAAGCCCAGGCCUACAAAGAAGGGCCAGGCCAACGUGAAGUACGUCAUGGAGAGCCUGCCCGACCGCGGACGUUCCUGCUGGCACCUGGGGGCCGUCUGGGCCCUCAGCCAAUUCCAGGAUAAUGAGCUGUUUUUAGGCAUGUACCCAGAUGAGCACUUCAUUGAAAGGCCCGUGAAGACGGCGAUGCAGAACUUCCGCAGGAAUCUUGCUGCAUUCUCCCGUGAGGUGAAGAGCAGAAACGAGGGCAAGAAGCUGCCGUACUACUAUCUGUCUCCGGACAGGAUCCCAAACAGCGUUGCAGUGUAAUUAACCAAGAUGUCAGAGCAGAAAUAUAUUGUCUUUCCUCCUUUUUAUUUCUUUGUUGUGCACACACAGACACAGACACAGACACAGACACAGACACACACACACACACACACACACACACACACACACACACACACACACACACACACACACACACACACACA